Molecule: messenger RNA, 1768 nt
Organism: Oldenlandia corymbosa var. corymbosa
Lineage: Eukaryota; Viridiplantae; Streptophyta; Magnoliopsida; Gentianales; Rubiaceae
Source: the annotation of a GenBank genome assembly
AAAUUUUUCACCAAAGACGGUUCCAAGUUUUGACAAUUGUGGGAAAAAGAGAAGUGCGUAAGAGUCACGCCUUGUAAGCCUAUACUCUGGGAACGGCCCAAAACCCUUUCGCCGCCUGAGCCCUUUAUAUAUACCGCUCCACCAGCAAACCUUCGGGAACUUUCCCUACUCCGUUUUGCGUCUUCUUCUUCUUUCGCAUCUUGGAUUAUUCUCGAUUAAAUUUGCGAUUACUUUUUCGGAAUCUAGGUUUUUAUCAACUUUAAUCUACAAUGGCGAGUAACGAACCUGAGCACAGCAGAGAAGAGGAGGAGAGCGCCGCCGCCGAGGAUGAAGACACCGGAGCUCAGGUUGCUCCUAUCAUCAAGCUCGAAGAGGUUGCCGUCACCACCGGCGAGGAAAACGAAGACCCCCUCCUCGAUCUGAAAGCUAAGCUUUAUCGGUUUGAUAAAGAAGGAAAUCAAUGGAAGGAGAGAGGCGCUGGUAGUGUGAAGCUCUUGAAACACAAAGAGACUGGAAAAGUUCGUCUUGUUAUGAGACAAUCUAAGACACUCAAGAUCUGCGCUAAUCAUUUAAUUGUUCCAACUAUGACAGUCCAGGAACACUCCGGGAAUGAGAAGUCUUGCGUGUGGCAUGCUGCUGAUUUCGCUGAUGGCGAGCUCAAGAAUGAGAUGUUCUGCAUGAGAUUUGCUUCUGUUGAGAACUGCAAGACCUUCAUGGAAAAAGUGGAAGAAAUUGCUGAAUCUCAAAAGAGCAAUGAGGAGAACAAAGAUGCAUCUGCAGCUGCUGGGCUACUUGAGAAAUUGAGUGUUGAAGAGAAGAAAGAAGGUGAAGAGAAAGUGAAAGACGAGCCCACCAAAGAAGAAACAGCUUCAACUCCUGCUUCUGAUGCUACUCCUGCCAAAGAGAAGGAAACUGAAAGUGAAAAAGGAAAGGAGCCAUCUUCUUGAACUUGGAGGAUUUAGUAUCGGGAAUCAUCUCUGCCUUUGAGAGAUGAUUAAACCUCAGUCUCGCUCCCAGUUGUGUCAUGGAUGGUCUUGCUGAGGUGUGUCAAUGGAUUUGUGUAAUUUAAGGGGGGAAAUCAAAAUGGUGUGUGGAUGGUUUUCAUGGGGUCAAAAGGGUCCUGUCAGAUUGGUAUGGUUAAAACUUUGAGUCCUGUGUUUUUUCUUGGGCGUCUCUUCAAUAUAGUACUACUCUGGAUUGGUUUUGUGUGAGUAUGAUUAUUUAGAAGUUUUGGUCAGCGGCAUUAGAUCUGCUUUACAUUGAGUCGUAUGCUUUUUAAAGGAUGAAUGAUUUUAUCCUUGUUACUAUGAUAUUCGUUGGAUUUCAAUACAGCUUUUCUUGUUGCCCACCUCAAGAAACACGCAAAAUAGAUUCCCCGUGCCUGAAAUGAAUACAGGCAGCAUGGUUUCUUUUUCCGGUUCUUAUUGCAUACUUAAUUACUCCCUCUAUUCCAAAAUAUAAGUCGUUUUAGGUUUGGAGAAAUGUUUUAAAAUGUAGGUUGUUUUAGGAUUUUAAGGCUAUAUGAUGAUGAAUUUUUCAAUUUUGUCCUUUAUUAAUUGUUAAACAGUUGUUUUAUUAGUUUUUAUGCAGACUGUAAAGUGGUUUAUAUUUUGAAAUGAGUAUUAUUGAAAAAAUCAUAAUUGCAUACUUCACUGCCUCCAAAUAGAAGAGCAACCAAUGACAAUGGUUAUUGAUUUUAUGGCGGAGGAAGUAAUAUUUGAUGAGAACUGACCUCAACAAGCAAAGCAGGAGAUGAUAUAGUUCAGAG